Molecule: messenger RNA, 1310 nt
Organism: Hibiscus syriacus
Lineage: Eukaryota; Viridiplantae; Streptophyta; Magnoliopsida; Malvales; Malvaceae
Product: vegetative cell wall protein gp1-like
Exons: 2
Coding region: 24-1310 (428 amino acids)
Cellular component (GO): plasma membrane
Molecular function (GO): electron transfer activity
Source: RefSeq, a predicted model, not a curated record
UAGAGUUUAUUGAGCUUCCAUCAAUGGCUUCUAAAAGGCUUUUCAUGCUUGCCUUUGUUGCCGUGUUUCUUCCUGCAAUGGCCGUCGCAACAGAGUAUAUUGUCGGGGAUGACAAAGGAUGGACGAUCAAUUUCGAUUACCAAGCUUGGGCGAAGGAUAAAGUAUUUCAUCUUGGCGAUAAGUUAGUAUUUCGAUACCCUGAAGGAUAUCAUAAUGUGUUUAAAGUAAACGGUACUGCCUUCAAGAAUUGUGAUAUUCCGCCUGGAAAUGUAGCUCUCACUUCUGGGAACGACACGAUUGUUAUUAAGACUCCGGGAAGGAAGUGGUACAUCUGCGGUGUUGCUAACCAUUGUUCCAGUUAUGGCCAAAAGCUUGCAAUCUUUGUCCAAUAUCCAUAUGGCUUGGCACCACCAGCCGAGGCUCCAAGUGCACCUUCAGUGCCAACAACACCAAUUCAAUCUUGGUCUCCUGUUCCUGCACCUGCACCAUGGGUGCUACCAGUUAUACCUUCUGUGCCUGCUACACCUCCAGUUCCAUCAUCACCGAUAGAACCUUGGGCUCCGGUUGCUGCACCAUGGACAGUACCUGCAACACCAACUGAACCUUGGGCUCCAACUCCUAUAUCGUGGGAACCAGUUACACCGAGAUCACCAGUUGAACCUUGGACUCCCGCGCCUGCACCAUGGACACCUUCGAUACCUGCAACACCAACCGAACCUUGGACUCCAGCCCCUGCACCAUGGACACCUUCGAUACCUGCAACAGCAACCGAACCUUGGGCUCCAACUCCUGCACCAUGGACACCUUCAGUACCAGUAAAGCCAACCGAACCUUGGGCUCCAACUCCUGCACCAUGGACACCUUCGGUACCUGCAACACCAACCGAACCUUGGGCUCCGGCGCCUGCACCAUGGACACCUUCGGUACCUGCAACACCAACCGAACCUUGGGCUCCGGCGCCUGCACCGUGGACACCUUCGAUACCUGCAACACCUACCGAACCUUGGGCUCCAACUCCUGCACCAUGGACACCUUCAGUACCAGUAAAGCCAACUGAACCUUGGGCUCCAACUCCUGCACCAUGGACACCUUCGGUACCUGCAACACCAACCGAACCUUGGGCUCCAACUCCUGCACCAUGGACACCUUCGGUACCUGCAACACCAACCGGACCUUGGGCUCUAACUCCUGCACCACCAACCGAACCUUGGGCUCCAACUCCUGCACCUUGGGCACCAGUUACACCUUCGGUGCCAGCAACACCAGCUGAACCUUGGGCACCGACCCCAUCUCCCUAUCCAUACAUAUGA